Molecule: messenger RNA, 3334 nt
Organism: Cydia strobilella
Lineage: Eukaryota; Metazoa; Arthropoda; Insecta; Lepidoptera; Tortricidae
Gene: vib
Product: phosphatidylinositol transfer protein alpha isoform
Exons: 9
Coding region: 176-1027 (283 amino acids)
Biological process (GO): phospholipid transport
Cellular component (GO): cytoplasm
Molecular function (GO): phosphatidylinositol transfer activity; phosphatidylinositol binding; phosphatidylcholine intramembrane carrier activity
Source: RefSeq, a predicted model, not a curated record
CGUUGCGUCACGAAGCAUGCGCCCUGUCAUAAUUCGCUCGUAGAAGAUUGGUCAUAGAUUAAAAUUACAAUAAUCGGGCCAUCGCUCAAGUCUGGUUCUGUGAUAAGUUAAUUUGUCGUGAGUGUGGACUGUUUGGUCUAAUGUGCAUUUAAGUGAAACAAAAUAAAUAUACAAGAUGCUUAUCAAAGAAUACCGUGUCACACUGCCCUUAACAGUUGAAGAAUAUCAAGUCGCUCAACUAUACUGCGUGGCGGAGGUCUCCAAAAACGAAACCGGCGGCGGAGAGGGCAUAGAAGUCAUAAAAAAUGAACCAUUCAAAGACUACCCGUUGCUCGGCGGACCUAGUAACCUGUCUUCAGACAUUAACGGCGGCAAGUUCUCAUCCGGGCAGUACACGUACAAGAUCUACCACUUGGCGUCGAAGGUGCCGGCGUUCAUCAGGCUGCUGGCGCCCAAGGGCUCCCUCGAGGUACACGAGGAGGCGUGGAACGCGUACCCUUACUGCCGGACUGUUCUUACGAACCCUGGCUACAUGAAGGAUAACUUCGUCAUCUGCAUAGAGUCCUUACACUUACCGGACGGUGGUGACCAAAGUAAUGUGCACGAGUUACCUCCAGAGAAGUUAAAAAACCGAGAAGUCGUCCACAUCGACAUCGCCAACGACCCUCUCUCGUCAGCCGACUACAAGGCCGAGACGGACCCGACCAAGUUUAAGUCGGUGAAGACCGGCCGCGGCCCGCUGGUCGGGCCCAAUUGGAAGGCGGACAUCAAGCCUGUUAUGACGUGCUACAAGCUUGUCACGGCUGAGUUCAAGUGGUUCGGCUUGCAGAGCAAAGUAGAAAAUGUCAUCCACAAAUCAGAACGGCGGUUGUUCACGAUUUUCCAUAGACAAGUAUUCAGCUCCAUGGACGACUGGUACGGCAUGACGAUGGCGGACAUCCGCGCCAUCGAGGACCGCACCAAAGAGGAGCUCGAGCGGCUCCGGCGCGAGGGCGAGGUGCGCGGCAUGCGCGCCGACAACGAGUAAACUGUGCGCGCGUGCGUGCGCGCGUGCGCAGGUCCGUGCGUGCGCAGCAACGUGCGUACGCAAGUGCGAGGGUCGCGAGCGCGCGUGCGCGCCGCCGGCGCGAUAAAUUUGGCGACGGAGGAUGACGCUGUGGAAAACUUUAUCGAAAUGUAUCUUUCUUGUCUAGUGAGAUUUUUUAUGUAAAAAUGAUUCAAUAUUGAUAUAUGGUUUCAUUUCUACAUGAAAUAUAUGUCUCACUACAAUUGUAACUGUCGUUUUGUCGACUUUUUUUUCUUUAACAAUACUUUUUUUGAUUUGUUCUAUUCCUAUAACAUGAAAUGCAUGAACAACCUAAAUGACUUGAAGUAAGGGGAAAACGUGUAAAGAACGUAUAGUAAGAAAAAAGAUUCAAACCAAAGACUAUGGCAUUGAAGACUUAUUCUUGAUAGAAAAUUUAAGUUUAUAGACAUUUUUUUAGAUGGAAUCUUUUCUCGCUAUGAGAAACUAAGUAAAAAUAAAGCGUCUUUUCAAUGAAGUUUUCUAAAGCAAUUGGCUUCUGACGCCACACCCGUCGGAGUUCCUCCGAACGCUCACCUUGCCCGCGCGAACAACUGAGAUUGUAUAAAUUUUAUCCAAAAUCUACUUAAAUAAUAAAUGUUGUUUACUUUUAAAGUAUUCGUUAGAACCGAGUCAUUUCGCAAUCUCAGUAUACGCGACGGCAUUUUGAUUAGUUUGAUUACCAUUAGAGAAAUAAUGUCAUUGAAAUGUGGUUAUAGAUAACUAUUUAAAUGAGUAACUAAUAAGUCGAUGUAGUCAGUGGUUAACAGGUAGUGUUGUCGUUACCUAAUAAUAAUUAAACAUGAAAUUCUAGAAGAUGUUUUGGACUAUUCGCAUCGAGAAUUAGUAUUGCCAAGUGUUUAUCGUGAGCUUCAAGUUUCAAGAGAUUGUCGGUCAAAUGUUCUAUAGUUAAACAAAAAUGAUAGAGGAAGCUCAUGAUAAAAUAUAAAUAAACAUGGUUUAAAUAUAAUGUUCGACAGUUGUAUAUUUAAUGUCAUCAUGUACACCAUUUGAGUCAUUUGUAUCACUUAGUCUCAGCACUAAUGUUACGAGAAAAUAAUCUGUGCAAUAAUUUAUGUGACGACAAAAGAGCGCAAGAGUCGUACAGAUACUUAGAUUUUAAUUUGUCUUUCGUGGUAGCAUAGCAAGUUUAAUAAAAAUAGCCAAAAUAUUUGAUAUAAUCCCUCACAUUCUCUCCAGUUUAACCUUUUGGCGGCAACAGUCGGCUGUGGCCGUCAUCGGAAAGUUUAGCCAACGACGGCUACAGCCGACAGCUUCGCCAAUGCAAUAGGGACUUACGCGGGACUCCGUAAAGUUCAAUUUAGCUUAAAUAAUCGCGAUCGCCUGGCGUCCGGGGCACGGCAUAUUCUUUCGCCGUCUGGCGUUCAAGUAAAUAUUUUGGCCACUUUUAUUAAUUAAUGUUUUUCAGAGUCGAGAUUAGGCUUCUGCUUGUUUGACUUUUAACAACACGAGGGACGAAUUUAAAAUUUAAUUCGUGUAUGACCUUAAAGUGAAAUACUAGUGGGGGAUAUUUAAUAAUACGGGGUGUUGCAAGGUAUCUCGGCGCACUAACUUAUAUUCGGGUAUCGGUCGGCUGCGGGCAUGUUAAGUCAUCUGGUUAUUGUUACUAUAAUUUUAUUUCGGGUUCAGACCUUUUGUAAAUUGCAACACCUUUGAAUAUAGUGAUGGCUUGUAUAUUUGUAUUUGUAAGAUAUGUUGGUUUACAAAUCAGUAUUUUAAUAUUUGUGUGACAUUCCAGAUUCUAUUGUAACAUUUUAUAAACUUAAAUUAGUUUCAUUUGCUGCAUCUUUAUUUCCAUAACUUGAAAUAGCUCUCUUUGUUGUUUCUUAAUAUGCAGUUGCAUGCAUAGAAAAAUGAUAAUUUGCCAAGAAUAAUGUAUUUAAGAAUUAAUAAGAUCUAUGUUGUUUUUUUAUUUGAUUUUUUCAUAUUUUCGGUAAUGAACUCAGUUGUAUUUAGAAACGUAUCGUCAUUUUCAGUUACGUUUAUUUUUGUGGUCGUGCUAUAUAUAUUAUUUAAACUACGGGGCUGUCGCGAGUACUGAGGUUAGAUUACUUGGGGAUAAAAGCAUUUUGUCUCUGUCUCACUGGAGUCGUGGGAAAGAGACAAAACAAAACCCUAUCGCAGGCUUGUUAAGACCUUCGAAUCGUGCGCCCAAGGUAGUACUUAUUGAUACUGCACUUUAUUUUAAUUAAGUUUUUUUUACUUGUGUUGUAUAAGUUUUACAUCAAAUACAGCGUGAUAUAUAUUUGA